Plectropomus leopardus (leopard coralgrouper) is the source of this 1746-nucleotide messenger RNA. It is a transcript of the gene pold2, whose product is annotated as polymerase (DNA directed), delta 2, regulatory subunit. Gene Ontology annotation, biological process: DNA strand elongation involved in DNA replication; DNA replication. Gene Ontology annotation, molecular function: DNA binding. Gene Ontology annotation, cellular component: delta DNA polymerase complex. The record is from RefSeq and is a predicted model, not a curated record. NCBI's taxonomy places the organism in Eukaryota, Metazoa, Chordata, Actinopteri, Perciformes, Serranidae.
UGAGCGGUUGAUUUCGCGGGAAUUGUGUCUCCUGCACGUUGACAAGGAAUAAAAUCAGUUAUAUCUGCAAAUAUAACGUAUUACCUGAUUUAAAACGGGCAGCGGUUAAAGCUUGACGUCCCCUCUUUGAAGGACAGCCAUGUUUUCCGACAUGAGCGCCCAGAAGGAGGGCUCCUCUCUGCUCUGCCGCCCUGCCUCCGAGGACCAGGGGCCGGUGUUUGAGAGAGUGUCGCUGGCCUACAGUCCCUGCGCCGAGCGCUACACAGUCAGGGAGCGGAGCUUCAAUCGCCAGUAUGCUCAUAUUUAUGCAGCACGACUCAUGCAGAUGAGGCCCUUGCUGUCAGAGAGAGCCCAGCAGAAGUGGGGAUCAGAUGUGCUCAUCAGGAAGCUGUGUGAUCUUCAGACGGGGGAGCAGUGCUGCAUCGUGGGGACCUUGUUCAAGCGUAUGGAGUUGCAGCCGUCUAUUUUGAAGGAGAUCAGUGAGGAGCACAACCUGCUGCCUCAGCCUGCACGAUCCAAAUACAUCAGUGAAACAGAUGAGCUGAUUCUGGAGGAUGAGCUACAGAGGAUCAAACUGGAGGGCAAAAUCGACAGAGACAAGUGUGUCACAGGUAGUGUUAUUGCAAUAUAUGGAGCUGAGAGGAAUGAUGGGAAGUUCACAGUUGAGGACUUUUGCAUGGCCGAUCUUCCUCCGCAGACACCAAAACCUGCGCUCAGCUCUGACAGGUUCGUCCUCCUGGUCUCAGGACUUGGGCUCGGUAGUAGUCAAGCUGACAGCAUGCUGGGACUACAGCUCCUGGUUGAUAUGGUAACCGGUCAGCUUGGUGAUCAGGGGGAGCAGAGCGGGGCAGCGACAAUUUCCAGGGUCCUACUGGCUGGAAACCUCCUGAGCCAAAGCACCCAGGACAAGGACGCAUCAACAAAGCCCAAGUACCUCACCAAGAAGACUCAGGCUGGCAGCGUGGAGGCCAUCCGUCUGCUGGAUGAGCUGCUGCUUCAGCUGGUGGCUUCAGUACCAGUAGAUGUAAUGCCGGGCCAGUACGACCCAACAAACUACACCCUCCCUCAGCAGCCUCUACACCGCUGUAUGUUCCCGCUGUCUUCGGUGUACCCCACUCUACAGUUGGCUACCAAUCCAUACCAAGCUAACAUUGAUGGAGUGAGGUUCCUGGGCACAUCAGGUCAGAAUGUCUGUGACAUCCAGAAGUACAGCAGCAUGGACAGUCACCUGGAAAUACUGGAGGACACGCUACGACUCAGACACCUGGCCCCGACGGCACCUGAUACUCUUGGUUCUUACCCGUUUUACCAAAAAGACCCUUUCAUCUUGGAGGAGUGUCCCCAUGUUUACUUCAGCGGCAACGCCCCAGGCUUUGAGUCCAAGCUCGUCAAAGGUCCUGAUGGCCAGGAAGUCCUUUUGGUUACUGUUCCAGACUUCAGCAGCACCCAAACAGCAUGCCUGGUCAAUUUACGUAAUCUUGCAUGUGAGCCAGUCAGCUUCUCGGCCUUCUCCGCAGACGAUGAUGACGAAAGUGAGAUGAACAUCAGCCACUGAGGGUCCAAAUCUACAUGCAGUACGACACACUGACACUUCUCGGACACUAAUAAUGAAUAUCCAGACUAAAAUCUCCUGACCAGAGAGGUCACACCAACACGGGGGCCAAGAAUUACACUCAUUGCUACACUGAUGCUGUCCAGUGUCAUUACAGUCAGGGUGUGUCUGUUAAAACUGCCUUAUAAGGUUAC